Messenger RNA from Callorhinus ursinus (northern fur seal), 655 nucleotides. NCBI's taxonomy places the organism in Eukaryota, Metazoa, Chordata, Mammalia, Carnivora, Otariidae. The record is from RefSeq and is a predicted model, not a curated record.
CCCCGGCGCGGGCGGCGCUCAGGCCCCGAGCGAGGCGCCUCUGGCGGCCGCACCAUGGAGUCGGGUCCCGAGGAGUACGAGCUCAACGGCGACCUGCGCCCUGGCUCGCCCGGCUCGCCGGACGCCUCGCCAUCCCGCUGGGGCCGGAGCCGGCCCAUCAACGUGAACCAUUACGCUAACAAGAAGAGCGCAGCUGAGAGCAUGCUGGACAUCGCGCUGCUGAUGGCCAACGCCUCCCAGCUGAAGGCCAUCAUCGAGCAGGGCCCCGCCUCCACCUUCUUCGUCCCCCUGGUGGUCCUCAUCUCCAUCUCCCUCCUGCUGCAGAUUGGUGUGGGCGUGCUGCUCAUCUUCCUUGUUAGGUACGACCUCAACAAUCCUGCCAAGCACGCCAAGCUGGACUUCCUCAACAACCUGGCCACCGGCCUGGUUUUCGUCAUUGUCGUGGUCAAUAUCUUCAUCACUGCCUUCGGCAUCCAGAAGCCUGUGAUGGACGUGGCUCCGCGGCAGUAGGGUUCAGAUGUCCCCGGAUCGCACCCGGCCAUAGCCACCCAGAUCCCGGAGCCACCUGCCCCCUGAGGCCCACCUCCCAGUGGGGGGCACUCCCGGCAACCGCAAGAGCCCAGGCGGGCCCCACUAGACUGUGUCCUGGGAUGAG